Chironomus riparius is the source of this 2820-nucleotide messenger RNA. NCBI's taxonomy places the organism in Eukaryota, Metazoa, Arthropoda, Insecta, Diptera, Chironomidae. The record is from the annotation of a GenBank genome assembly.
AUGUUGAAAGUGGUUGGAAAUUAUUGCAGUGACACAAGUCUUCAUGGCUUUAUUUACAUCACUCAGUCAACCCGUCACAAAAUCGAAAGAAUCUUCUGGUCAAUUGCUAUUUUUGCAUCAUUUAUUCAAACUGGAAUUUUGAUUUACAAAUUUAUGAUCGAAAAUCAAGCAAAUCCAAUUGUCAUUUACACAGACCAGAAUGCAAUAAGUGUCCAGGACAUAAACUUUCCAUCAGUUUCGUUCUGUCCUGGAAUUCUACUCAAGACGAUGGAAAAACCUUUUGAAUAUCACGAAAUUAAGUUAAUGCUUAAGAAUCAGACAAUGAAUAUUAAAAACUUAUCUUUAAAGGAAUUAAAAAUGAUGCAAGUUGCGAGUCUAGUGGCUAAAGAUCAAUAUAUGUCAACAAACUUUCAAAAUGUAUCGAUCCCUACAAAUGAUUUCAUUGAUAUCCUAGGAAGUUUUGGUACAUUCUUUGGUGAACCUUUGUAUGGCACAAUAUUUCGUCCUUACUUCAUGGCUAAUUGGACUGAUAAAUAUCCGGUAAAUUUUACAAAUACUCUUUGGAAAACUGGAUUUUGUUACACAUUUAAUUUCCCAAACUCGUCACAAAUGUUUCAUUUGAACAGCACGUCAUCUGAUUUUAACUACAUGAACGUAACAAUGCUUGGAACAGAAAGAAGACGUGUAUCAAAUUAUAAACUUGAGAUGUCAUAUCCUAUUAAGGCACAAAAUCCAGGGAAAGGUUUGCAUUUAGGAUUUUCAGAAAUGCAAAAAUAUCAGAUUUAUAAAGUCUAUUCAGAUUAUUUGAAUGAUUCGAUUCCUAACAAAGAUUACGAUGGACUUAAACUUUGGUUCCAUGAUGCAUUUGAAGUUCUUUCGCAUGAUUCUAUUAAUCUUCAAGUUCGCUUACCGUCUUAUUCAAAAAUUACAAUAGUUCCAAAAAUUUUAAAAGUUGAUGAUUCGAUGAUGGAUUUUAAGUUGGAAGAUCGGCAAUGUUAUCUAGAAAAUGAACUUGAACUGAGAUUUUUCAAAGUCUAUAACAGAAUUAAUUGUGAGCACGAAUGUUUGGCUACUCUAACUCUCAAAACGUGUGGUUGUGUUCAAUUUUACAUGGUUAGAGAUCAGGGAACAAGAAUUUGUGGAACCGUCGAUGAAAACUGCUUAAGAAAUGUCGAAGAUGAGUUUAUCAAUGUAAAGUUAACCUGCAUGUGUUAUGAACCUUGCGAGACAGUCAAAUAUGAAGUUAAAAAGACCUACGAUUGGACAAGAAAAUUUUUCUUUUCAAUUAUGGAUGGACGUUCAUAUAACGAAAUAGAAGCGAAAAUUGAACUAGGAGUACAAAGUAUAUUGGCAACAAGAAAACGAAAGGUUUUUACAUCAGUCGACAUUUUUUCAUUGAUUGGUGGAUUUCUAGGACUUUUUGCUGGAUUCUCAUUUCUGUCUGCUGGAGAGAUCAUCCUUCAUUUUAUUAUUUAUCCUUUAGCGUCACUUAAAAGCAGAAGAUCAUCGAAAAUUCGUCCAGUUUUUGAUGAAUUACCAGAAAAAUCAAAGAAUGCAAUUGUGAGCUACCUUUUAAUAUAUCUUGAGGAAUCUUCAAUUCACAGCUUCAAGUAUUUUGGAGAUAUUCAGAAAAAGUUCAUCGAAAGACUAGUUUGGUUUCUUUUCUUUAUCCUAUCAAUGAUACUUGCAUUUCUGAUGGUCCAGAAGGUAUAUGAGAAGUUAAAGGAAAGUGAAAUCUACAUGAGUUUAGAUGGAAAGCCAACAAGUGUAGAAAAUAUUCCUUUUCCAGCUUUUACAUUAAUCCCAGAUAUCAAUGACGGUCAUGGUUUUAGGUAUAUUCCAAUGAUUGAAAAUACUGAAAAGCAUGAUUCACGAUGGAAACGAGAUGAUCAUGAUGAAUACAACUUUUCUGUUAUAAAUCAAGCGUUUGCAGUCAUAUGUAGAACACUCAACAGCGUUGGCUUUUCAAAAGAUCCAUUCAACUUUUCAUCAACAUCAGAUUUUGUGGACAUGCUUCGGAGCAGAACACACAGAGAAAGACCUUGGUUCAUUUAUAGAAAAGCUAAAUGGAAUCGAGAUAUUGAUCCUCCUUUUGCUGAGAUUUUGACUCAUUAUGGAUUUGGAUAUACCUUCAAUUUAGUUGAACAAACAAGACUGAUCAAUGUAAAAAGAACAUCAAGAGACUUUUUCUACACAUACGAUGGCCAUAAUAGCACAAUAUUUCCAUGGAAAGCAAGAGCUGGGUAUAAUUUUGGACUAGAUUUAACUUUCAGAAUAAAUAAAUUAUGGCAAGGAUGUCAUAAUUUUGACUCUUACAUCAUUCAUCCACCUAAUGAGUUGCCAAUUAAUUCACAAAUAGUACGGCAUGAAGAUUUGGUGACUAGUGAUGUUUUUAUCACACCAGAAAUAAUUAAAACUGACGAUGAUCUAAAAAAUUCAUCAACAGCUGUUUGCGAAUACUAUCGUUUUAAUGAUUGUGCUUUAAAAUUUGAAAGUUUCUCAAACUUUCAAAACUACGAUGAUAUUUAUAAAGCCAAAGGAAUCUGCAAUUGCCUUCCCUUGUGCAAUUAUGUAUCGUAUUCAUAUGAAGUGGUCACAAAAGUUUACAAAAAAGUUCAAAAUACCACAAUAUCAUUAUUAUGGAAAGACAAUGAAUAUUAUGCUCAAGUUAGAUAUCAACAGUUCAAAAUUGUCGACUUUCUAUCAUAUGUUGGUGGAAUUUUGGGACUUUUUGCUGGCAUUUCUGUUCUUUCAAUUGUUGAAUUCUUCUAUUUCUUCACAUUAAGAUUAAUGUCUGAUUUGUGUCGAUAUUUGUUGUAA